Eutrema salsugineum is the source of this 3273-nucleotide messenger RNA. Its product is annotated as putative calcium-transporting ATPase 13, plasma membrane-type. The transcript has a single exon. Lineage: Eukaryota; Viridiplantae; Streptophyta; Magnoliopsida; Brassicales; Brassicaceae. Gene Ontology annotation, biological process: calcium ion transmembrane transport. The record is from RefSeq and is a predicted model, not a curated record. Gene Ontology annotation, molecular function: P-type calcium transporter activity; ATP binding; ATP hydrolysis activity. The coding region runs from base 114 to 3182 and encodes 1022 amino acids. Gene Ontology annotation, cellular component: intracellular membrane-bounded organelle; membrane.
GCUUGUAUUUUGCCUUCACAUUCAAUAUCGCUUUCACAGAGAUAUUCACAGCUUGUUAUUUUGUUUUCACUCUUUUCGGUUUAGCAACUCCGGUUUAAAAGAUACCAAAAUCAAUGCCAACAAACGUUCCUGAUCAUGCAGAGAAGAAGAACAAUUUGGUGGGCGUCGAGUUUCUUUUGGAACUCCCCAAAACCCUAAGCAAGUCAAACAAGAAAUGGCAAUUAGCAUUCAUCAAGAUCUACUGCUCAAGAACUCUCCUCAACUGCGCCAAACACACCAUCCAAAAACCCGGUUUGUUCACUCGUUCCCUUUCCUACACCACCAUUAAUCUUGACCAUCACCAAGAUCAUCACGGAGACUUCAAGAUCGAUCAAGAAACACUAAACGAUCUCGUCAAAAACAAGAACCAAGAGAAACUCGACUCUCUUGGUGGUCCUAACGGCUUAGUCUCAGCUCUCAAGACAAACACGCGUCUCGGGAUCAACGAAGAAGCCGACGAGAUCCAGGUUAGGCGUUCAACGUUCGGGUCCAACACUUACACAAGACCUCCAUCGAAGAGUCUCAUCCAUUUCGUGAUCGAAGCUUUCAAAGACCUCACGAUUCUCAUCCUUUUAGCCUGCGCAACGCUCUCUCUCGGGUUCGGUAUCAAAGAGCACGGAUUAAAAGAAGGAUGGUACGAUGGAGGAAGCAUAUUCGUAGCGGUUUUCUUGGUGGUUGCUGUCUCUGCGGUCAGCAACUUCAGACAGAACAGACAGUUCGACAAACUCUCCAAAGUAAGUAGCAACAUCAAGAUCGAUGUCGUAAGAAACGGACGUCGUCAAGAGAUUUCGAUCUUCGACAUUGUCGUUGGAGACAUCGUUUGUUUGAACAUCGGAGAUCAAGUUCCAGCGGAUGGAGUGUUCGUCGAAGGACACUCGUUGCACGUCGACGAAUCAAGCAUGACAGGAGAAAGCGAUCACGUCGAGGUAAGUCUAAACGGAAACACGUUCUUGUUCUCAGGGACUAAAGUCGCUGAUGGGUUUGGUAAAAUGGCGGUUACUUCCGUUGGAAUGAACACAGCUUGGGGACAGAUGAUGAGUCACAUCUCGCGUGACACAAACGAGCAAACUCCAUUGCAAACUCGUCUCGACAAGCUUACUUCUUCGAUAGGUAAAGUCGGUUUACUCGUAGCGUUCUUGGUUCUUGUUGUUUUGUUGGUCCGUUACUUCACGGGAAGCACGAGAGACGAGAGUGGAAACCGCGAGUAUAACGGAAAGAAGACGAAUAGCGACGAAAUCGUGAACGCGGUGGUUGAAAUGGUUGCGGCUGCGGUUACGAUCAUCGUGGUUGCGAUACCUGAAGGAUUGCCAUUAGCUGUGACAUUGACAUUAGCGUAUUCGAUGAAGAGGAUGAUGAAAGAUCAAGCUAUGGUGAGAAAGCUCUCUGCUUGUGAGACAAUGGGCUCUGCAACGACGAUUUGCACCGAUAAAACCGGUACUUUGACGCUUAACCAAAUGAAGGUAACCGAUUCCUGGUUUGGUCUCGAACCAGGAACUUCUUCUUCUUCCUCUUCUCUGUCUCGGAAAGUUGUGGAAUUGUUUCAUCAAGGAGUUGCAAUGAACACUACAGGGAGUGUGUUCAAGGCUAAUUCAGGAACAGAGUAUGAGUUUUCCGGUUCUCCGACGGAGAAAGCGAUUCUGAGCUGGGCGGUUGAGGAAUUGAAGAUGGAUAUGGAAGAAGUGAUUGAAGAACACGAUGUUGUUCAUGUUGAAGCUUUUAACUCAGAGAAGAAGAGAAGUGGCGUAUUGCUGAGGAAGAAGAAGAAGGGAGAGAUCACAGUUGUUCAUUGGAAAGGAGCUGCAGAGAAGAUUCUAGCUAUGUGUUCUACCUUCUGCGAUGGUUCUGGAGCUGUAAAAGAGAUUGAUGAAGAUGAUAAGAUCAAAUUCGAGCAGAUCAUUCAAUCAAUGGCAGCUAAAUCCCUACGUUGCAUCGCGUUUGCGUAUUCAGAGGAAGAAGAAGAAGAGAAGAAGAAGCUAAAAGAAGAGAACCUGACUUUACUCGGAAUCGUCGGAAUCAAAGAUCCGUGUAGACCAGGAGUGAAGAAAGCCGUCGAGGAUUGCCAAUUCGCCGGAGUAAGCAUCAAAAUGAUAACCGGAGACAACAUAUUCACGGCGAGAGCAAUCGCCGUAGAGUGCGGGAUCUUAACACAAGAAGACGAGACGAACAAAGAAGCUGUAUUAGAAGGAGAGGAGUUUCGAAACUACACACAACAAGAGAGAUUAGAGAAAGUCGAGAGAAUCAAAGUGAUGGCGAGAUCUUCCCCUUUCGACAAGCUUUUAAUGGUGAAAUGCCUCAGAGAGCUAGGUCACGUCGUGGCGGUCACCGGAGACGGAACAAACGACGCGCCGGCGUUAAAAGAAGCCGAUAUCGGACUCUCGAUGGGGAUCCAAGGCACGGAGGUUGCGAAAGAGAGCUCCGAUAUAGUGAUCCUCGACGAUAAUUUCGCCUCCGUCGCGACGGUUCUCAGAUGGGGGAGAUGCGUUUACAACAACAUCCAGAAAUUCAUACAAUUCCAGCUCACCGUAAACGUCGCGGCUCUAGUGAUCAAUUUCGUGGCGGCGAUUUCCGCCGGAGAAGUUCCGUUGACGGCGGUUCAGUUGCUGUGGGUGAAUCUGAUCAUGGACACUCUCGGCGCUUUGGCUUUGGCUACGGAGAAACCGACGAACGAUCUGAUGAGGAAGAAACCGAUCGGUAGAUUCGCUCCUUUGAUCACGAACGUCAUGUGGAGGAAUCUAUUGGCUCAAGCGUUUUAUCAGAUCGGUGUGCUCUUGGUGCUUCAGUUUCGAGGGAGAUCGAUUUUUGGAGUGAAUGAGAGAGUGAAGAACACUUUGAUUUUUAAUACGUUUGUGCUGUGUCAAGUGUUUAACGAGUUUAACGCGAGGAGCUUGGAGAAGAAGAAUGUGUUUAAAGGGAUACACAAGAACAGGCUCUUCGUUGGGAUUAUAGUAGUGACUGUGGUUUUGCAAGUUGUUAUGGUUGAGUUUCUCAAGAGGUUUGCUGAUACCGAGAGGCUGGAUUUGGGUCAGUGGGGAGUUUGCGUGGCCAUCGCGGCUGCGUCGUGGCCGAUCGGAUGGUUGGUGAAGUCUGUUCCGGUACCGGAGAAACACUUCUUUAGCUACCUGAAGUGGAAGAAGAGAGCAUGAGGAAGCUAUGAUUUUUCUUUCUAGUAUACUAUUGAUUUGUUUUUUUAUAUAUAACUAUUUGAUCUGAAUAACAUUGAAAACGAUUCUUUUA